Mesitornis unicolor (brown roatelo) is the source of this 777-nucleotide messenger RNA. RefSeq names its product tetratricopeptide repeat domain 19 (gene TTC19). The transcript has 7 exons. Gene Ontology annotation, molecular function: protein binding. Lineage: Eukaryota; Metazoa; Chordata; Aves; Mesitornithiformes; Mesitornithidae. The record is from RefSeq and is a predicted model, not a curated record. The annotation marks the transcript as partial. Gene Ontology annotation, biological process: mitochondrial respiratory chain complex III assembly. Gene Ontology annotation, cellular component: mitochondrial inner membrane.
CUCAGCGUCAUCAAGGGCGAGCUGGGGGAGGCCGAGCACCUUCUGCACCAAGCCCUGAGGCUGUCGCACCAGUCGGAUAACAGGAAAGCCAUCGUCUAUGCCUACAGCAUGGCAGAAAAACUCUACAAAGCAAGUAUGAGCUAUUUGCUUGCAGGGGACAUGAAGGAGGAUGACAAUGCAAUCCUUGAGAUGUCCCUCAAGCUGGCCAGUAUCUAUGCUGCUCAGAAACAGCACAAAUUAGCCCUGGCUGGCUACGAGUUCUGCAUCCUGACCUUAGAAGAGAAGAUUGCCAAGCAAAAGGACUUGCCUGAGGAUGUCUUACCAGCUGAAGAAAAGGCCAACACCUGUCUCUUGCUUGGGAUGAGCCUAGACUCCUAUGCUCGCUAUCUCCAAAACAUUAACCAGCUCCCAGUGGCCCAAAAAAUGUAUGAGAAGGCUCUGCAGAUAUCUAAUGAUGUUCAGGGAGAGACUCAUCCACAGACUGUGGUCCUGAUGAAUGACUUAGCAACUGUACUGGAUGCUCAGGGACACUAUGAUGAGGCAUACUCCUAUGUGAAGAGGGCAGCUGAUCUGGCAAAGGAGACUCGACACCCUGAGGAGUACAUGGUGCUGAAUAACCUGGCAGCAAUUCUGAUGCACAAAGAAGACUUUCUGCAAGCAAAACAAGUGUACAAAGAAGCUCUCAAGCAGGCACAACAGAAGGGAGAUGCUGCUUCUGUCCAGCAUAUCCAGGAAGAACUAGCUGAGCUGGCCAAGAGGAGAAAAGGCUCCAAAUGA